Tricharina praecox is the source of this 3232-nucleotide messenger RNA. RefSeq names its product WD domain-containing protein. The transcript has 5 exons. Gene Ontology annotation, cellular component: cytoplasm; Cul4-RING E3 ubiquitin ligase complex. Gene Ontology annotation, biological process: negative regulation of fatty acid biosynthetic process. The coding region runs from base 231 to 3092 and encodes 953 amino acids. The record is from RefSeq and is a predicted model, not a curated record. NCBI's taxonomy places the organism in Eukaryota, Fungi, Ascomycota, Pezizomycetes, Pezizales, Pyronemataceae. Gene Ontology annotation, molecular function: protein binding.
CGUAUCUGGUAGUCGGAGUAUCUAAUCGGUACUUACUUUUACCUAUACUUGUUGCAUGGAUCAGCUGAGCUUCUUGUCGUCAUAAUUGCAACUGUAGUAAUCUUCGCCUCACCCCACACAAUCGACAUCUCCACAUCCCGCCUCAAGUGAGCACGAAAACGAACUUCCGCGACCAAACCCCGACAGCAACAAACCUCGCAUGAUCAUCCAACUACGGGAGUGCUCCAAUCAUGACUAGAACACUCAAUCUCAACGAGGAGCUGCUCUACCGGGAGCUCCAGGGCAACCAUGGUGUCGGGGCCAUCAACAAGCUCUAUGGCGACAGGCGAUGGGUCAGGGACUUGGAUAUCAUUGCAGAGCUAAGAGGACACGACGGAUGUGUCAACGCGCUGCAAUGGUCUCGGGACGGAUCGCUUCUCGCGAGCGGCAGUGACGAUACUCGGGUCAACAUCUACAGUGCGAACGCCGGCUUCUCGCUCAACACGCAGAUCGAGACGGGCCACCGCCAGAACAUCUUUUCGGUCAAGUUUAUGCCGCAUUCGUCCGAUCGCACUAUCAUCACUGCCGCGGGCGACUCGCAGAUCCGCAUCUUCGACAUCGAGUACGCGCCUACCACCUACACGACAUUGGCGGAGACGGCGGGGCCGGUGGUCGAUUCCCUAAGCUCGACGGGGAGGUCUCGUCGCGGGUACAAUCGCGGGUAUUCACAGCCGAGUCCUACCCCAGGGAAGAUCCACGAUAAGCCGAUGAGAGUGUACACUAGCCACUCGGACAGGGCCAAGCGGAUCGUGACGGAGUCCUCGCCACAUCUGUUCAUGACCUGCUCUGAAGAUGGAACAGUGAGGCAAUUUGACCUCCGGCAGCCGUCGCAGUUCUACACCCGGCCCCAUGCCGAUCCUUCUAGGCCAGCGCCGCGCGCCCCCUUGCAGAACAUGCGUGACGAAGAUGAAGAUGAGGCGAAUCCGCCGUUGAUAUCCUAUCGGCGCCACGGAAUCGAUCUGAAUACCAUCUCGUGCUCGACCUCGCAGCCGCACUACCUUGCCGUUGGAGGUUCGCACCAAUACUGUUUCCUCCAUGACCGGCGCAUGCUGGGACGGGACCGUAUGGCCGAGGCAGGAAAAUUGUAUAGCCGCGUUCCGAUCACCGAACCCGACGAGGAGAGUCUCGCAGGCGCCACAAAGUGUGUGCGUCGCUUCGCCGCGCGGAAGAGGGGUAAGAUAAUGUAUCACUCGCAUAUCACGUCGUGUAAGAUCUCGGAUGCGAACCCGAACGAGCUGCUCGGUUCGUGGUCUGGGGAUGGGGUUUAUCUCUUCGAUAUCAAACGAUCUCCGCUGCCUAACGAGGAAGGCCUUGGCCGUGAACCGUGGGAACCCGAGGCGCGCAGGAGCAGUGGCAGGGCCAAAAGGGAACGGGAUGGGAACGCUCGCGCUCGCAAGAGACGCCGUAGCCGCUCCCCGUCUGAUUCUCCCGAUGAAUCCGUGCCUGGACAGAGCACCCGGAAGAUCUGUGCUUUGGUGACUGAACUAAAGGAGGAGAUAUUCGGCUUCGCCUCAUCCAACCUUCUAGGGGAUGUCGGGAAUCUCGCGGCGGAGCGACGGAGGUCUUACGACGCAGCUCUGGCACUAACGCAUGCGCUGCUACAGCGGAUCAAUGACUCCAUCGAAGCCAUGGAUCAGGCGGACUGCAAUUCCCUCCAUUUUGAAGGUGAUCCAACAUAUCUGCAGAUCGAACGCCCCCGGCUAGCAAAUCUAGCCGAGAAAAGGAGGAAAGUCAGAGCCUUCGUGAUCGGUGCGGGAUGUGUGGCACGGGCCAACGGCGGUUUCGUAGAGGGGAUUGGACUGGGUGCUGGAGCCUUCGUGACACCCCUGGCGCCCGUCGCGUCCUUCAGAUAUCUGUUCCUGAAAGCGGUGGUUGCGUUCCUGAACUCCGGAGCAGCUGGUGUUAGAGAACAGGCAAAUGAGUAUUAUGAAGAGGAAGCGGAACUGCAGGGAGACGAGUGGGUUCCGGAGCGAUCGCCGCCAUCCACGCAGGAGAAUCUUGAGCGCUUCCUGCAGAGUCUUGAACACCAAGCGAGCUUGGAUGCAGUUCGAGAUGUUAUAACCAGCGAGGAGCUCUUUGAGUCCGAGGUCGCGAUGGUUAGAGCAUUCAAGGCCAUCCUCUUGGCCGAUUCCGCAGAGUCGAUCAUGCCCGGAGCCGCAGGACGGAAGUUUUGGGGCGAGAGGGUCGCGAGGGCCUUGCUUGUGAGAGAGACUUACGGAAUGGAUUAUGAUUACGUAGCGGAUGCCUUUGGCGAACAGACUCCGGAAAGAAAUCGUAGACGAGUGAGAGGUUCUGGUGAGACCAGUGCUCUUUUGGGAGAAGGCCCGGAAGAUGACGGCGAUAUCGAUAUGGAUGUGGAUAUUCCUGACGAAGACGAUGACAAGGAGUCCAGUGAUGACGGUGAUAAUGAUGAGGAUGAUGAGGAUGAUGACGAUGACGAUGAAGACGAAGACAGCGGUACGGAUGCCUGGAAUGGAUUUGGACGCCCUAGUCGGGGACCUGUGGAAGUCCACGCUCCUGUUUGGGAACACACAAAGGUCUACCGUGGACAUUGUAACAUCAAAACCGUCAAGGACGUCAACUUCUAUGGGCUCAACGACGAGUACGUUGUUUCCGGCUCAGAUUGUGGAAACCUGUUCAUUUGGGACAAGAAGACGACCAAGCUGGUCCAGCUUCUCCGCGGCGAUGACGAGACGACAAAUGUGGCUGUCGGACAUCCAUACGAGCCGCUCCUCGCAGUCUCGGGAAUCGAUCAUACAGUCAAGCUCUUCUCUCCGGAUUCCAAGUUGCAGCAAGAAUUCGGCGAGAAGGCUCGGUCGGGGGGAAGGGCUGAUGACGGAGAAACCGAGCGGAACUACAGCGAACCGGUUUCAAGAAGAUUGCUGAAUCGCAGCCAGAAAAUCAUCGAUCGGAACCGAGACAACAACGUGACUGGACUCACAAAUACUAUUCUUACGAGGGAUAUGCUUGAACAGUUUGUCGAGAGGUUGAGGGCUGGCGGUGAUAUGGAGGGCGGCACUGCAGUCAUCGAGGGAGAUUGCGCGAUCAUGUGAAAAUCAUAUGCGCUCGUUUCGUUUGCUCUGUCUUUCUUUUUCUCCUGGCAAUUUGGCGUUUAUGGUGGGAUUUGCUUGUCCAGCAGGAAUCCCGUUCACUCUUGUAUGUAACAAAGUAACUACGAGUAUCUCUACUACCA